CUUCUUUCGGCAAGAAAGAAGAGUGGCGAGAGAGUCAGGCCCCCUUCUGAUUGUGGCGGCGCCAUGGAAAGGGGCGAGAGCAUCCUUGACGCCGUGCUAGACGACGAGGAAACCCUUGAAUUCGACGGCGAUGACGUGGAGAUGGCCGACGCGGACGCCGUCACGGAGGAGAUCCCCAUCCCUGACGCCCCGGCCGCCGUCGUAGGAAGCGAUGGCGGCGCCGCGCAGGCGGAGAAGGGCGGCCCGGAAGGAAAGAAAAAGAAGAAGAAAAAGUCCGGGAGGAAGAAGAACAGGGCGAGGCCUGAUGGGCCGCCCACCAAAAUCGCCGACAUUAAUCGAUUUGUCCUCGACACAUGCAGGCGCUUGAAGGAGAAAAAGUCGUACCUUGUUUGGAAUGCUAUUGGCUGCCUUGGUGUUUCUGCUGUCAGUGAUCUUGUCAGAGAGGUUGAGGCCAUUCAGAAGUGUGGUGGGCAGACGAUUGCUGAUGGAAGUCGUUUCCGCACAGGUGGUGGAAUUCUCUGGAACAUCUUGAAGUCACGAGAACCAAAGGCAUACAAGGAAAUUAUGAUGAAGGGAAGGGAACUUGAGAAGCAGUUUAUGUAUGGGAAAGGCAGGCCACAUGUGAGCAGAAACGAAGAUGCAAGCUCACAGGGCAGUGCGCUAGUUGAUGAGGAAAUUGAAGCACAGGAUGAUCCUGAGCACUUAGUUGAUGCGGAGGAAGCACCUCCUGCUAAUAAUAAAGCUGAAACCCGUAAACCAGUAGCUAACAGGAUUCGUGUGCCUGUCUCUUAUGAUGAUCUUUUUGAGGAGGGAGAGAUACACGAAGAAGAACCACAAAAUUGAAGCAUUCCAGAGGUUUUGCCUCCGCGAGUCUUAAAUCUGCUCAGAAAGCAAGACUAAAGAAUGUGAGGGAAGAGGUAGAUGUAUGUACGAACACUGCAGUGAAGUAACCUUGUUUCCCCUGUGGAGUCCAAUUUUUUCUCCCUUGUGAUUGUGAUUGUGAUUGUGAUUGUGAUUGAGCAGUACGGCAUGCAAAUAUGAAACAACGGACCAACGGUUGAGUUCUCUUGUU
Messenger RNA from Lolium rigidum, 1072 nucleotides. RefSeq lists its product as uncharacterized. Lineage: Eukaryota; Viridiplantae; Streptophyta; Magnoliopsida; Poales; Poaceae. The transcript is spliced from 4 exons. The coding region runs from base 64 to 843 and encodes 259 amino acids. Gene Ontology annotation, biological process: snRNA export from nucleus. The record is from RefSeq and is a predicted model, not a curated record.